GGCGGGGUCCGGCCGCCAUGGCGCCCGCGGGCAGGGGCCGCCCGCCGCGGGGGGACGGCGGCGACGGCGACGGCAGCGGCAGCGCGGGGGGGGCCCGGCCCGACAGGAGGACGAGGAAGCCGCUGGUGGAGAAGAAGCGCCGGGCGCGGAUCAACGAGAGCCUGCGGGAGCUGCGGCUGCUGCUGGCCGACGCCGAGUUGCAGGCGAAGCUGGAGAACGCGGAGGUGCUGGAGCUGACGGUGCGGCGGGUGCAGGCCGUGCUGGAGCGCCGCUCCCUCGAGGGCGGGCGGCUGCACCGCGAGGCCAGCGAGCGCUUCGCCGCCGGCUACAUCCAGUGCAUGCACGAGGUGCACACCUUCGUCUCCAGCUGCCCCGGCAUCGACGCCACCACGGCGGCCGAGCUGCUCAACCACCUGCUGGAGUCCAUGCCCCUCAACGAGGGCGGCUUCCAGGACUUGAUCGCGGACGUUUUGGCCGAGCCCUCUCUCUGCCCCUGGCCCGGCGGCGAGGCAAGGGGUCCGGCGGCCGAGGGCUCCCCGGGCCUGGUGCUCCCCGCCUCGGCGCCCUCGCCGUCCCCCAGCGAAGAGACCUGCUCCGACUCAGACGAGGCAGAGGCCGAGCUGGGCCAGACCUCCACCGAUGGACUGGAUGCCUCCCGGACGCACAGCGCGCCAUCGCCCAGCUUACCCAAAUCCAUGUGGAGACCCUGGUAAUGGAGCGGCGUGCCCAGAAGUUGACGCGGACCUACCUAGCGAGGAGAGUGGCUGGGCGCUGCAUGCCCCCGUGGCUGUUGGACCUGCGUGUCUGGCACUGCUGCGUCCUGGGACUGCAUAAAUGGCACUCUGACGCUGUCACCCCCCUGACAGGCUAAUAGCAAAACACAUUAACAUUUCAUCUGUGUGUAUGUUGCGUGUGUGUGUGGUGUUUUGUAACUCGGGGGUUGUUUUUUAUGAGAGUUUGGGGAUGGGCUAGGGGAGGAGGGGGCUGUUUUUCAGUAGCAAAGCUCUUUGGAUGCACACCAGUUAUCUGAUAACCCUGUCUCAUGCUUUUGGCCCUUAUAAGUGGCCCAAAUCUCACUGCCUUUUUCUCUUAAGAAAAAGCCCUUUUGCAUUUUAAAUCUUGAUGGGUAAAUCCACGAGAAGUUCAGUCUGCAUGCACAGUUUUAAGUGUUCUAGUGAUAGCAAAGAUCCCUGAAAGGGGUUGGCGUGGUUAGCAUCUACAUGUGGUAGCGGUCGGGAGUCUCACCUUCAGUGAAGGAAGAGAGAACUAGAUACCUGUUGGAGUUAGGUGAACAUCUAAAAUAUCGGUGGCAGGGUGCCUUUUAGAAAUGAGUGUCUUUAUGCACAUUUUGCUUUUAGCACAUCUGAGUUUAUUGUGACUUUGUAUAUUAGGGUGUCAAAUAAAUGUUUAUUUUAAUCUUUAAUAAAAAGCUAAAUUCACAACUGA
Molecule: messenger RNA, 1446 nt
Organism: Cygnus olor (mute swan)
Lineage: Eukaryota; Metazoa; Chordata; Aves; Anseriformes; Anatidae
Gene: HES6
Product: hes family bHLH transcription factor 6
Exons: 4
Coding region: 18-713 (231 amino acids)
Biological process (GO): regulation of neurogenesis; regulation of transcription by RNA polymerase II; anterior/posterior pattern specification
Cellular component (GO): nucleus
Molecular function (GO): RNA polymerase II cis-regulatory region sequence-specific DNA binding; protein dimerization activity; DNA-binding transcription factor activity, RNA polymerase II-specific
Source: RefSeq, a predicted model, not a curated record